CAAAAAAGCGCGUAUUUACCGGCGAAAACUACCGGCGGCGAUUUUGCCGUCGGUAGAUAACGGCGGCAAGGCGGCGGCAUUGCAGGCGACCCGAAAUUUCGAAAUUACCGGCCAGUUACCGACGGCAAACUCGCCGCCGGUAUGUAACGGCGGCGUCGCCGUCGUUAAUGUUAAAAUACGCAUUAUUUAAUUAAAUUUAUAGACUUAGCGGCGGCAAAAUCCCCGCCGCUAUAUAGCGGCGGCAUUUGCCGUCGGUAACCUUUAAAAUAUAGGGCAGCGGGUUUGCCCAUUUUUUCAGUAUCUGCGCCGCAACCAACCCCCCCACGCGAACAGAAACUACCCCCCCAGCCCCUCCCCUGCUGCUGCUGCUCUUCCUUCGCCGCCGCCUCCGCCGCCGCCGACCGCCGCCGACCGCCGCCGACCCAGCAGUUCGACGACCUCGUUUCACCGCCUUCUUCACGACACCCACCGGAAACCACCACCGCAUCAUGUCUACCUCUCGAGGUUUGUUGGGAUUUGGGAGGCAAUCUGGCGUUAAUGCGCCAGAAGCUACAGCAGAUACAUCUGAUGGGUCUGGGACGCAUAUUUCUGGGACUCCCGAGACUCCCAAUGCUUCUAGUAGUUCACGGGCUAGAAGGCCUAGGGGCCCUACAGCUGCCGCUAUCAGAGAGAGAGAGGUUAAGGCACCUGAUGGGAGGACGGUAUUUCAGAGGCAUCCUGAGACUGGUGUUUUGUUGGAGCCCACUGGCCUGUCCAAAGCUUGCACGUGCACAUUUAAGAUGUUUGAAAACACAGGCGGGUACACAUGGAAGUUGACGCCCCCGGCGAUGAAGGAUAAAUUUUUUGAUGAAUUACAGAAAGAGUUUACGUGGAAGCCCGAGGAUGAGCAUGACGUGAGGAUCAUGUGGGAGACAAAAGCCCGCAAAAGGUACUCCGACAUGAUGAGCGACUACAAGUCAACUCUCAAGCAGUGUAUCAGCCAAGGGAGAGAGAUGUCUAGGCCCGUCUGGAUGACUCCCGAUUUCUGGACUGGACUCCGGGAUUACUGGCAUCAGCCCGAGGUUGAGGCUGUUUCAACUCGAGCUCGUGCCAACCGGAUGUCCGAGCCCGAUGGGGAGGGUACAGGGAUCAGUAGGCACGUGGGCGGGUCCCAGUCGACUCGUAUCCUGCAGCAGUAUAUGAGCUUGGAUCCUGGUACUCCCCAGGAUGCACCGAACUAUGCCACCUUCCUCCGCCUCCACACGUACGCCGACGGAAGUUAUACGUCGGAGAGAGAUGCUAGAAUUGACGCCGAGGUUCAUCGACUGGCCGCUGCCACAGGACGACAGGAGCGGCUAGACGAGGUGUAUUUGGAGGUGGUGCAAAUUGAUAGGUCACGGAUCUACGGCGUCGGGAGUGCCGGGCAGAGUCAGGCUAGUAGGGGGUCUAUCCGCAGCACGGGCACUUCUGCGGUGUCUCAGCAGCUUUAUGAGACACGGAUCUCCACGCUGGAGGAGCGAUUGGCGGCAGAGCAAGCACAACGCCAACAGAUAGAGGAGCGCAUGGCGGCAGAGCAAGCAGAACGCCAACAGAUGCAGGACCGCGUGGCUCAAUUGGAGGCGUUUAUGAUGAUGUAUAAGGCUCCGCCACCUCCACACCCUGAUGCCGAUGAUGAUGAUGAUGAUGAUGCUUAGACUUAUGUUUAUGUUUUCAAACAAAAUUACAUUUGCACUUUCUUUUCAAAUUUAUGUUUUAUUGAACUAUAUAUUUCAAGUGCUUUAAUUAUUAAAACUAUAAAUGUUUUAUAUA
Molecule: messenger RNA, 1788 nt
Organism: Salvia miltiorrhiza (redroot sage)
Lineage: Eukaryota; Viridiplantae; Streptophyta; Magnoliopsida; Lamiales; Lamiaceae
Exons: 7
Coding region: 489-1673 (394 amino acids)
Source: RefSeq, a predicted model, not a curated record